AUGUCGCUGGAUAUCUCAGCAGGACAAGAUUCCCACACUCAGCCAGCACCUUUGUCGACUCCUAUACCAGACCCCGAACCCGAUGAUAAUCCUCGGAGCCCGAAAAGACGACGCAUAACUCCAUCCAAUGCUGAAGAGGAGGCAGUCAGAAAUGUGAUCGGGCCGGCCGUGUCCCAAGGUCUGGCCGAAUUGCAAAGGGAAGGGGAUGAAAAGCCCCAACGCACCCAGGCUGAUUCGCUGCCCUCAGGAAUUGCUGGAAAUCGAAGGGACCAUGUUGCAACAAAUGCUCUACGGUCGCAGUCUCCGGCCGAGAAAUCUCGUCUGGAGCAUUUGACUGCGUUGGAUGGCCAGGCGUCUCAGAUAUUGAGCUUUCUUGCAAGGCUAACGCCCAGCGAAGCCCUAGGGUUGUCCAAUACCCCCAACUCGCCGAGCACUCGAGAAUAUGCAGCAAUGCGAUCGACGUUCGACCAGACAAGGAGGAUGUUCAACACAGGAAAGCCGUUUCUGUCGUCCAGUGACCUGGGGCUACGUGAUCUAGGCCAAAUCGAGAUCCUUCGCAAGGCCAACCAAGCCAUAUUCAUGUCCAGCGUCUUUACGGGCGAGAUCGGGCUUCGCGACAUGGAUCGAAUGUUCCUCUCGGUCUUUGUCCCCGACAACGGCAAACUGCUGAAGGCGCAGGCUUCCAUCUAUCUCGAGCUGAAGACCCAAGGCUUCAUUACCGCCUGGCGAACGGGCGCCGCUCCGCCUGCUGUUGUGAUGGCUGAUCUCUUCGGGCCUGAUCUGGACAAGGCUAUUUUGGCAAGGAGACCUGGUACCACCGCCUUGGCUCCAAGCGAGCAGGAUUUCCUCAACAGACUCUCAUCUCGGCGGGAUAUCCUCCUAAAUCACGUCAAGAACAACACUCUUGACCAGCUGCCUUUCAAAUACAGAUGGGAGGACUUCAGCCGUGAAGUCUCUUCAUAUCUCUCCAAGAACAUUGAAAGCGCGGCACAUGCUGGCAAUGGCGUGGCGGAAGCCCACCGAAAUAAUCCUACAAGAGCUUUACAACGAGGUCAAAUGGAAGGGCAAUUUUCAAUUCACACACCACCAUUACCAGUCGCUUCGAAUGAGGCAAUUCUGCCCGUAGCGCCUCAACCCAAGCCUUCGACGGAUUCACUUCUGUCGGAUGACUUCGUUGCUCAGGCUGCAAGAGCUGCGGAGAUUGCUAUGCAAGACGCAGGUGGAUUUGGCCUCCCAGAGACGUUCAACAGCAUGUCUUCUCCCACUAAUCCUGCUGUCCCACUCGAUACGCCCACUUCCCAGCCAGGGCUCCCAGACUAUCAGCCCUUCGAGCCAAUAAUUGAGAACGUCAAUGUUAAGCCCGAUAGUACAACGGCCGUGUCUGGGGCACUUGGAGAGAUACCCCACGCUUCUCAAACGGCGCCAACAUCGGUCCUGUACGAACGUGCAAGGCUAGCUGCUACGACAAAGGCUGCACUCGUCGCUAGGAAGGGAGUUACGCCUAGUCAGAGACGUCCAUGGACCACGGAAGAGGAGAAUGCUCUCAUGACCGGCCUCGAUCGCGUGAAAGGGCCCCAUUGGAGUCAGAUCUUGGCCAUGUAUGGCCCGGGAGGCACAGUCAGUGAAGCUCUCAAGGACCGCAACCAAGUUCAGCUGAAAGAUAAAGCUCGGAAUCUGAAGCUGUUCUUUUUGAAAAGUGGCAUCGAGGUGCCCUACUACCUGAAAUAUGUGACUGGAGAUCUCAAGACUCGUGCUCCAGGACAGGCGUCCAAACAAGAAGCCCGGGAGCGCGACAGGCUCCUCUCAGAAGGAGAUGCAGCUUCCUUUGACGCGCUGCAGGAGGCAAUGGCUUUGGGCGGAGCGGACCAGCAGAUUUCGGGCGCGGCCGGAUCGAGCGCAUCCCAGUCUAAUCUGGAAUCAGACGGUGGCGAAGAGUUCGGUCAAGGCAGUCCCCAGAACGAGGGCGAAGGUUCGUUCAACACAAGUAUGGACGACGUCGAAGCGAUGAUAGCGAGAGCAGCCGCUCAAGCAUCUCAAUCAUUGGGUCCAGACUGGCCAUGA
Molecule: messenger RNA, 2061 nt
Organism: Capronia coronata CBS 617.96
Lineage: Eukaryota; Fungi; Ascomycota; Eurotiomycetes; Chaetothyriales; Herpotrichiellaceae
Exons: 2
Coding region: 1-2061 (686 amino acids)
Biological process (GO): telomere maintenance via telomere lengthening
Molecular function (GO): double-stranded telomeric DNA binding; protein homodimerization activity
Source: RefSeq, a predicted model, not a curated record